This is a messenger RNA of Aspergillus oryzae RIB40, 591 nucleotides long. RefSeq names its product fungal specific transcription factor domain-containing protein. Lineage: Eukaryota; Fungi; Ascomycota; Eurotiomycetes; Eurotiales; Aspergillaceae. The record is from RefSeq and is a predicted model, not a curated record. Bases 1 to 591 code for a protein of 196 amino acids. The transcript has 2 exons.
AUGACCGCAUACUGGACCUUGGUAAUCUUGACUCAACAACCAUUUACAACACAGAAUCGCUUCGGCAUAAACUUGCACUCAAAGGUCAAGCAUGAAGCAAUGGACAAAUGUAUCGAAGCUGCGUUUAACAUCCGUGCACUUGCCGAAGCAUACCAAAGGGCAUUCACACUUCGACGUGCCCAAUUUGGCAUCCCAUAUGCUAUGCAUAGUGCCGUGCUUAUUUUACUUCAAUCUGAUAGUCAAGGCCGCGAUGAUUAUACUGAGGCGUGUCGUUUCUUCUGGUCUGCUCUGUUGAAGUAUCAGAAAGGAUGUGGAUCCGGGCUGAAAAAGCCAUUGGCGUUACUGAAAAGCCUCAUGCUUCGUGUUGCGAAACUAGCACCCUGCAUCACAGUUAAUACCUCCGAUGCAGUUUCCUGGUCGUCUCUUCAUGCUGCCAACAUCGGUACUGACCUCGUGCCGGGAACCAUCACACUCGGGGAAGACGGCGUGGAGGAUGUAUGUCAAUUUAAUGUCCAUGAUGGGGCCAAACAUACGUUUCUCGAUGAUGAUACUAUAUUUGGUUUCUUCACCGACGGAGCAGCUCUUUCCUAG